This is a messenger RNA of Panicum hallii, 2148 nucleotides long. Its product is annotated as putative pectinesterase/pectinesterase inhibitor 45. The transcript has 3 exons. The record is from RefSeq and is a predicted model, not a curated record. Gene Ontology annotation, biological process: cell wall modification. Gene Ontology annotation, molecular function: pectinesterase inhibitor activity; pectinesterase activity. The coding region runs from base 1 to 2031 and encodes 676 amino acids. NCBI's taxonomy places the organism in Eukaryota, Viridiplantae, Streptophyta, Magnoliopsida, Poales, Poaceae.
AUGUCGGCGGCAUUCUCGGACUUCGGCCCGCUCACGGAGCGGCGCCGCGUCGAGAAGCAGCGGCAGCAGCGCAGGCGCGUCAUGUUCGCCGCCGCCGGCGCGUCGGUGGUUCUCAUCCUCAUUGUCAUGGGCGGCGCUGCCGUCGCGUACAACGCUAGCGUCCAGGACGAGGAGUCGGAUGACUCGUCGUCCUCCUCUUCCUCCUCGCUCUCUUCCCCUUCCGGCGGCGGCGGCUCGGGGUCGAGCCUGAUCAGCGUGUCCAAGAGCGUCAAGGUGGUGUGUGCUCAGACCGACCACAGGGACGCCUGCGAGAAGAGCCUGUCCAAGGCCGCGAACGCCAGCGCGUCGUCGCCCAAGGACAUCGUCCGCGCCUCCGUGGCCGUGAUCGGGGACGCCGUCGGGAAGGCGUUCGACCGGUCGGCGCUGGCCACCAGCGACAACCCGCGCGUGAAGGCCGCCGUCGCGGACUGCAAGGAGAUCUACCAGGACGCCAAGGCCGACCUCGCGCGCACGCUCCGCGGCAUCGACGCCGGCGGCAUGGACGAGGUCACCAAGCGCGGGUACGAGCUCCGCGUCUGGCUCAGCGCGGUGAUCGCGCACAUGGAGACGUGCAUCGACGGGUUCCCCGACGGGGACCUGAAGAAGAACAUGACCGCCACGAUGGAAUCCGGGAAGGAGCUGACCAGCAACGCGCUGGCCAUCAUCGAGAAGGCCUCGUCGUUCCUCGCCGCGCUCCACAUCACGGCGGCCAGCCACAGGAGGUUGUUCAGCAUCCGCGAAGGUGAAGACGUGGAGAAGCAGCCCAAAGUCAACCACUCGGGCACUUUCCUGGGCGAGCGCGGCGACGACAGCCCGGCGCCCGACAGUUACCGGAGGUUGUUCAGCAUCCGGGAAGGUGAAGACGUGGAGAAGCAGCCCAAAGUCAACCACUCGGGCACUUUCCUGGGCGAGCGCGACGACAGCCCCGCGCCCGACAGUUACCGGAGGAGGCUGCUCGGCGUCGAGGAAGACACCGCACCGUGGGUGAACGCCCCGGAGAGGAGGCUGCUCAAAGGCAACAACUUCCAGAGCAGGCUGACGCCCAACGUGGUGGUGGCCAAGGACGGCAGCGGCAAGUUCAAGACCAUCAACGAGGCGCUCAACGCCAUGCCCGCCAAGUACACCGGAAGGUACCUGAUCUACGUGAAGCAGGGGGUGUACGAGGAGUACGUGACGAUCACCAGGGCCAUGGAGAACGUGACCAUGUACGGCGACGGCGCCAUGAAGACCAUCAUCACCGGCAGCAGGAACUUCGCCGACGGCCUCACCACCUACAAAACCUCCACCUUCAACGAGCAGGGCGACGGCUUCAUCGGCAUCGCGCUGGGGUUCCGCAACACGGCCGGCGCGGCGAAGCACCAGGCGGUGGCGCUGCUGGUGCAGUCGGACAGGUCCAUCUUCCUCAACUGCCGCAUGGACGCGUACCAGGACACGCUGUACGCGCACUCCAAGGCGCAGUUCUACCGCAACUGCGUCAUCUCGGGCACCAUCGACUUCGUGUUCGGCGACGCGGCCGCCGUGUUCCAGAACUGCAUCCUGGUCCUCCGCCGCCCCAUGGACAACCAGCAGAACAUCGCCACGGCGCAGGGCCGCGCCGACGGCCGCGAGAGCACGGGCUUCGUGUUCCAGUACUGCCGCUUCACCGCCGAGGCGGCGCUCAGGGACGCGUCCCGCCCCGCCAUCCGCAGCUACCUCGCCCGCCCCUGGCGCGAGUUCUCGCGCACGCUCAUCAUGGAGUCCGAGAUCCCCGCGUUCAUCGACAAGGCCGGCUACCUGCCGUGGAACGGCGACUUCGGGCUCAAGACGCUGUGGUACGCCGAGUACGCGAACCGGGGGCCCGGCGCCGACACCGCUGGCCGCGUCACCUGGCCAGGGUACAAGAAGGUGAUCAGCAAGGACGAGGCCGCCAAGUUCACCGUGCAGAGCUUCUUGCACGCCGAGCCGUGGCUCAAGCCCGCCGGCGCGCCGGUGAAGUACGGCUUCUGGGCGUGAGGACGUGCUCGUGGCGCGCAUGCAUCUGAUUCCGAGGAACCUAGAGGACGCGAUCCACAGCGACGUAUGGAAGCGGAGGUCGGUUACCAAAUGUGGCGCUGUUCAGUUGUUGGGAGC